AUGGAGGUUUUUAGCAAAAGCUUCAAUCUUUUCCUCAUGGCCUGCACAGUGCUGAAUGUAGGAAAGAUUUGUGCCUCAGCAGAACUUUACGGACUAAUGGUCACACCGAUUCGCAGCAAUCAGCAGGUAAAGCUGCAUGUUUGGUGGAACUCCACCUUUGCAGACACUACCGAAUAUGACGUUACCGUAACGCAUAUCGAUUCCGCUAAAUGUCCCCUGAAGGAAAGCCCGUUUCAAAACAAUAAGCACAUUAAAUGUGCGCCAAUCGUAGUGAGCGCGACAAUUACCGAAAUUACAAUACCGACCGACGAUGACGGGCAUCGUAAGCAUAUUUGUCCGAUCAAACUAUAUUGCACCUAUUCGGUAGCGGUACAGACAAUGGAUUUUUCUUAUAAAACAACGCAUCUAAUUGAAUUGCCAGAUUGUGUGGAGGAUUUAUGCUCCUGCCACUACGCAGAACAUUUGCCCGGGCUCGUUAACACAUCUGCUGUUAUUAACAGAAGCAGUAAUCAGCUCAUCGUUAGCUGGAUGCUAGAUACAUUCGAAUUAACGGAUUUGCCUGAGAAUGUUACACUUAAAGCGAUUCACAUUGAUGUUCGGCGUGGAACGAAUAAUGAUCUUGCAUGGGGUGGUCAACAUUCCAGCAUGAAGGAACUGACCCUUCCUAUAGACUCCAGUACAUACGUCUUCGAUAUCAAUGAUUUUGCCGGUAGCAAGUUUAUCUUCUUAAUCCAGCUGAAAGUAAUUGAUACAAGGGAAUGCGAACGGGCUGCGAACGUGCUGCGUGUUACACUCCCCGAUUCCAAACAGCGGCAGCACAAUACAACCGUGGGUUCUAAAGCAACAUGUACCAAUGAUACCGGUUGCGAAUGUGAUCGCUUAAAUAAUUUACCCGAUUUCUUGCUGGAUGCACGCUUCAAAGAGUCAGAAAUUGUAGUAACAUGGCGCCCAUUAAAAGUCAUUAGCUGGCAUCAGACAUCGACAACCGAUAUAGUUGGACUGUCACUAGGAAUUCAAGUGGAAGAAUCUGGGACACUGCUUUGCUCUGUCACCGUGGAUCCUACGACCAGCAAUACCUACACGUUCUUUAUGGAUGAAUUCUCUCCAAACCAUGGCAACAGUUUUCUGCUAAUGUCCACCUUCGUUGACGCUAACAAUAAUUGCGAACGAUCAAUGCCCACGUACAAGAUUCAGAGCCAUCCUUCCAGGUCUAUAUUGCUGCCAAUAUUGUUCGUUUUACUCGCAGUAUCCGUUGCGGUAGCAAUCGCUAGCUGUAUAUUUAUUUAUUACAAACGGCGUACCAAAUUUCGAUGGAAAGCCAAUAAUUGGAGAGGCGUUUAUGUGCGAUCCAGUGGUGAUCAUCAUCCCCAAGUAGCGAUGGAGGAAAAUCGAUUGUACACAGAUAUGGACAUUUUGAACGCCCGGGCACGAGGUGAUGCUGAUUAUUUGGAAGUCCCGCAUUCCUGUCUCCGAAUCGGACGGGAGAUUGGAAAAGGAGCGUUCGGGCGCGUGUUCAUGGCUAGCGCUAUUAAGUUACCGGGCUUCAACGGACCGAAAAUAGUUGCAAUCAAGCAGCUAAAAAAAUGUUCAUCGAGCGAUGAGUUCGACGAGUUUCUCGAUGAAAUCACAAUGAUGAAAAAGGUGGGAAAGCAUCCCAAUAUCGUUGCUCUACUCGGUUGCUGCACUAUCAAAGAGCCGCUUACGAUGAUAAUGGAGUAUGUUGGCUGUGGCGAUCUGUUGGAAUAUCUUCGUAAGAUCCGUGCUAAACACUUGGCAAAGGUUCAUCAGAUGGAAAUAAGCUCACAGUUGGAAAAUGGCAACUCACUACAAACCACAACUCCGGUUAACAACAUGUUUGGUCCGAUGGUGAAGUAUCUGGAUCUAUUGCAUACGUCCAGUUCUACCUCGGACGCAUCCUACAUAACACAAACGGACACCGCAACCCGACCAUCCGUGACAGAAACUACCUACACCAUGCUCAGUGGCACAAUGGCUGACGAGGAUAAUAGCACCACGCUCGGUAGCUGUUCGCUAGAGUAUGUACUCGAUCACAAGGAGUUGCAUAACUUUGCGAAACAAAUUGCCUUCGGCAUGGAGCGUUUGGAGGAACUUCAAAUCACCCACCGCGAUUUAGCCGCACGCAACAUUCUAAUCGACGAACGAAAAACGCUCAAGAUAUCGGAUUUCGGUCUAUCGCGCACUGGGAUCUACGUCAACACCCGGAACAAAAAAGUUCCGUUGCGUUGGCUGUCUAUCGAGGCGAUGCGGGAUAAUCUGUAUUCGAACAAGAGUGACGUUUGGGCCUUUGGAAUCGUGCUCUGGGAAAUCGGCACACUAGGUGGUUACCCGUAUCCUUCAAUUAGCAACCAUGAGCUGUUUGCCUAUCUGCAGGGAGGCAAGCGACUGGAACGACCGGAAAACUGCACUGCCGAGGUGUAUGAGCUGAUGCUACAGUGCUGGCGCGAGGACCCUAAUGAGCGGCCAUCGUUCAAACAGAUAUCAAAGCAUUUGCAACCGCACAGACGAAUAUACAUUGAUUUCAGUGAAAUCGAACCGACAUAUGUGUUUCCACCGACCAGUGAACAAAUACGAUUGGCCAUAGCGAACAAUAAAUGA
Molecule: messenger RNA, 2616 nt
Organism: Anopheles marshallii
Lineage: Eukaryota; Metazoa; Arthropoda; Insecta; Diptera; Culicidae
Product: platelet-derived growth factor receptor alpha
Exons: 20
Coding region: 1-2616 (871 amino acids)
Biological process (GO): positive regulation of kinase activity; multicellular organism development; protein phosphorylation
Cellular component (GO): signaling receptor complex
Molecular function (GO): transmembrane receptor protein tyrosine kinase activity; ATP binding
Source: RefSeq, a predicted model, not a curated record